This is a messenger RNA of Epinephelus lanceolatus (giant grouper), 6674 nucleotides long. It is a transcript of the gene crbn, whose product is annotated as cereblon. The record is from RefSeq and is a predicted model, not a curated record. Gene Ontology annotation, biological process: protein ubiquitination. Gene Ontology annotation, cellular component: Cul4A-RING E3 ubiquitin ligase complex. Lineage: Eukaryota; Metazoa; Chordata; Actinopteri; Perciformes; Serranidae.
UAGUAUUGUAAACACAAGGAUAUGGCUGACGAGAGGGGAGGAGGUGAAGACAACAUUAACGACAACAUGGGGAACCAGUUACAGCUUUUACCAGACAAUGAGGAAGAGGAGGAGGAAGAUGACAUGGAGACAGAGGACCGAGACAAUGAGGAGGCAGAGAAGCCCACCAUCAUCACCUUUGACCCCAGCCUGCCCACAUCACAUGCUUACCUGGGAGCAGACAUGGAAGAGUUUCACGGCCGCACAGUCCACGAUGACGACAGCUGUCAGACCAUCCCUGUGCUGCCACACACAGCUGUGAUGCUGGUGCCAGGUCAGACGCUGCCUCUGCAGCUCUUCAGGCCACAGGAGGUCAGCAUGAUGCGGAGUGUUAUCCAGAGGGACCGCACCUUUGCUGUGCUCGCUCACAGUGAUACAGGUGACCCAGAGGCAGAGUUUGGGACAACAGCUGAAAUCUAUGCAUACAGAGAAGAGCAGGAAUAUGGAAUUGAAACUGUCAAAGUGAAAGCUGUGGGGAGGCAGAGAUUCAAGGUCCAUGAGAUAAGAACCCAAGCAGACGGGAUCAGACAAGCCAAAGUACAGAUCCUUCCAGAACGCAUCCUUCCAGAUCCCCUCUCUGCCGUGCAGCUCACACCCCUCUCCAGACUCCACAUGCACCCCUCCUCCAAACCCCCGACUCAAAGCUGCAAACAGGCCCAACACUGGUGGAAUAACUACCAACAGAGGAAGUUUCACUGUGCCAGUCUGACACCAUGGCCGCCCUGGGUGUAUGCUCUCUACGACUCUGAGUCGCUCAUGAACAGAGUGAAGAAACAGCUCCAUGAAUGGGACGAGAAUCUGAAGGACGACUCUCUCCCUACGAACGCCGUAGAUUUCUCCUACAGAGUGGCGGCCUGUCUGCCCAUAGACGACGCUCUGCGGCUCCAGCUGCUGAAGAUCGGCAGUGCCAUCCAGAGACUUCGCUGUGAGUUGGACAUCAUGGACCGAUGCACAUCACUGUGCUGUAAGCAGUGCCAGGACACAGAAAUCACCACAAAAAAUGAGAUCUUCAGCUUGUCUCUGUAUGGCCCCAUGGCUGCAUAUGUCAACCCUCAUGGCUACGUCCAUGAAACCCUGACUGUCUACAAAGCCAACAACCUCAACCUGGUCGGCAGGCCAUCUACACUGCACAGCUGGUUUCCAGGGUACGCCUGGACAAUUGCUCAGUGCCGAACCUGCGGGUCUCAUAUGGGUUGGAAGUUCACAGCCACCAAGAAGGACUUGUCUCCACCUCGUUUCUGGGGUCUGACCCGUUCAGCUAUGCUCCCCCGUAUCCCCCGGGGCGAGGGGGAGGAGGGAAGAGAGGGCUCUCGCCUGUUCUGCCUGUGAUGUCAGACCAUCAUUUAUUGUUAAAAAAAAAACAAAAAAAACAGCAACCUGCGAACCCCCCAAGCCUGGAUCUUCCUGCACUCUCUUGCUGCGAUUACAUUUAGUAAUCAAUGCAUCACACUCCAGCUGUCACCCUUGGCUGUAAAUCCAUCAUAUUAGUGGAAAGGUCAGUCGGCCUUUAAAUGGCACUCAAAGAGCAAAUACAGCAGGAUGGAGGUGUUGAUUGUUCUUAAAGGUUGUUGAGAAGUGAAGGCAGCAGGGCGACGACUCGGAGCAUCGGGAUAAAGUGAGAAACAACAGAUCUUACAGAUUGAGUCCAUGACACGUUGUAGCAUCCUAGCAUGCAGCAGGCUGAUCCGCACCCCUGUCCAGCUGAUUCCUUGGUACCUGCAGACACACACAGACACUAAAAGCUUAAUGCUUCCCUUCAGCUCCUCUCCUCAGUGUGACAGAGAGUCUGACUGCAUGCAGUUGAGAAGCAGGCAGAGUCACCUACUUUAAUCUGUUGUAAAACCAACCAGUUCAUAUAAAUUCACCUUGCAUUCAGAUCCUUUGUGGGUUUCUCAGAUAUGUUUAUUAUCAGUCAUGUUGUUAAGAUGCUGUAGGUCAGUGGAGGGAACGAGAGUGCACUCAUGUUGGACGUGUAGAUCUGUCACUAACGGGGAUGUUUUGAAUCUUGGGAUUAAAUUGGAUGUAUUUUUGUAUGGGAGAAGAAGAUUGGAAAGUAAUUUAACAGACUCAUCCAUGUGUGCUUUUUAUUAUCACACCAGUUUUUUAUGCAAUAAACAAAAAACUGAGGUGACGAUAACAACAAUGUGUAAUAUACAUGAUAUAAUCAGUGUCUGUUUUGUUCUCGACUGAGGCUCAUUGUCCUGUCAGAGGAUGUGCUUCAGAAAAACAAGCAAGUGGAAAUUAGAGAUGUCUCGGUGCCUAAUGGAGGACUGUUAUUUAAAAAGGUUGAAGCUAAUUAUCCCAGAGAGUGAGAGGAGCAUUUACUGUCUUCAUUUAGUUUGUUCAUGUUGUGUGGCGUGUUAAAAUGGUGUGCCUACGCCCCAGCUCAGUGUCUUUUGAUAAGUUUGAUGAACCGGUGAACCACAGACGUGAAUGAAAGACUUUAAAUGGUGAAAGUGAUGAACAGAUAAAGAUUUAAUUAAAAUUUGUUUUUAGUUUUUAGUUAGAUUUUUUCUUCUUUUUUUUUGGUUUGUAGUGUCGCAGUUUUCGGGAUUUUACUUCUUGCGAUUUUGUUGCAAGGUGCUGGCUCACGUUUGUAUAAAUGUAGCUGUAAAUAAGAGGCAGUUAAAGCAUUUGUUGUCACAUAUAACUGGUGUUCUGCUGCUGGUAGAAUCUGACUCUUAUUUCGCAUUUCUCUUCAUGUCACAAAGAGUUGUUAGGAAUUGAUCUUUCAUCAGUCACAAAGUCAUUGAUCACAAUAAGGAAUCAUCUAGAUUGUGAAGAUGUUGGUCAGUCAAAUUUAAUGUUUUUGGAUAAUUUCAUAAAGGAAUAGAUUGAAAUUUUGCUUUUUUUGCAGAGAUUUACAGGAGAAGAUUUAUACCACUGUCAUGUCUGUAGUAUAAAUAUUAAACUACUAGCAGCAGCUGGUUAGCUUAGCUAAGCAUAUAAACUGGAAACACAGGCAAACAGCUGCCUUGCUUUGUCCAGAGUUGACAUAACUUACCUACCAGCACCCCUACGUUUAACUAAUUAACACAUUAUUCUUUUAUUUCAUAAGAAACUGAAAUGUAAGAAUGACAGUUUAUGGUUUCACGGAGGUUAUGGCUAUUUCCUGGAUGCAGAGAUGACAUGACUUAUCCCAGUUUUUUACCCUUCAUUUAUUCAUUUAUUAUUAUUAUUUUUACAGAUUGAGCCAGUGAGAUAUUGCGUGUUCAUCAGUGAGCUUUAGAGGUGCUGGUAGCUGCUGCUGUAGCUUCAUAUAUUCUGUACAGACUUAAAAGUGGCAUCCAGAUUUUGUCACAUAGUUGUUAACAUUAAAGGGCAACAACAGCCAUUUUCAAAAUUCACUCAUGUGGGAGGACCUCUGGCUCACCUGGUGGAGUGUUCGCCUCAUGUGGGCUGGGUCCUUUACAGUGACCGGGGUUCGAUUCAGACUCACAGCCCUUUGCUGAGUGUCAUCCCCAUUCUCUCUCCCACCUUUGCUGUCCAAGUAAAGGCAAAAUGCCCCAAAAAUGAUAAUAGUAAUAAUAAAAACUCAUGUUAUUCCUAAAGUCUAAGACAGUCCAAAAAUAUUAGUGAUCAUGAACAACUCUACCAAAUUCAAAAACUAGAGUACUAAAACUUAAUCAAGUGCAAAGUCUGGAGCUGCUCCAUGGACAAUAUAUUGGGACAUAUGUUCGAGGUGACACUGGGAGCAGUCUGGGGAAUGUUCUGAUUCAGAACUUAGAACACAACAAUACAAUAAAGCUCGUUUGGGUACAAAAAUAAAAACAAAGAUUCUGCAGGUCCACAAAAUCAGACUCCCAUUCAUUGGAUACAUUUACAUGCUCACUAGUAUUCCCCUAUUAUCCCAAAUAUGACAGUAUUCUGAAUUUGAUAGGGUUCAUGCAAACAGCAUAUUCUCUUUUGGAUAUUCUGAAAAGGCCUUAUUCCAAAUGAAGCAUUCUUCUCAAAAGACAAGUGGGAUAUGUCAAUAUUAUUUGGCUUUAAGGAGCAUUCUUUGAACAUGUAUACCACACAUUCAGGCUAUGUAUCUCAGUUGGGGUCUUAACCGCGGUUUGUGACACACAGCCUUGCUGCCUGUGUACGGUCAGCUCUGUGCAUUGUCAUGGAUGUGUUGUACACAACUCGCCAACAGUUUGAAAAGCUGUGUGGUGAAGAUGCAUGACAGAAAGUUUCUGAUCGUAAGGAGAAGCACACCUUGUCUUUAAAUAUUAUGAAAGACUUAGAUAACAAUAGGUUUUUGGGUAUUCGCCAAUAUUGCCAUUGCAAUCUUUUGAAGAAGUUUGCCGAUGGAAUGAAAGAAGGUGUUACACAGUCUAUCAAGUCCACCACUGGUUGACAAUCCAGUCCAAUUCAAAAUCCAAUGUUGAUGCAAAGAAGCCAAAUGGCUCAAGAGGCUCCAUGGGUUCCACUUUUCUAUAUUUUGACAUGACCAAUGACAUGAUAGAGCAUCUUAAUCUUGAGUCUGCAAGGCUGCAUGUAAACAGGAAUAUUAGUGGAAUAUUCAUUUUCAUUAGCCAUUAGAGCGAACAUUGUCUGUUUUGGAAUAAGGGCAGAAAUUGGAUAUUGCAAUAUAGUGAAUCUCAGUGUACUUAUUGUCUGUGGAGCAGCUCCAGACUUUAUACUUAAUGACAUCACAAGUUUGAGACUUAUGUUAUUUCUGGCUUUGAGCGAGAGCAGCUCAUGUUCACAAAUAUCGAUUGAUCUUUCCCAGGCCAUGGAAAUGACAUAUUGGAAUUCUUAAUGUAGGUGGUGUUCCCCUUUAAAGCAAGUUGGCAUAAUUAUCAAAAUGUCAUAACUACUCUUUAAAGGGCGAUGGCUUUCAAUUUAAGUACAUCUUGUUUUUACGGCCUGAGCAUGAUGUCUUAAUGGAUGUACAGUUCUGAGUUGUGUCGACAGUCAGUGGGAGAAUAACUUGACUUUUUGGUUUCAUGCAGAGUUUGUUUGAAUGAAUCUUUUAAUAUUCUUUUAGUCUUCCCUUAAAGAAGAACUCCGCAGAUUUAACAUUGCGUUCCUAUAGCACUGUUGGACUCAAGAUGGACAGUUAAAGAUAUGCUAUGCAGGAUUUCCCUAAAACAGUGUAUAGACUCAUAGAGAAGUAAUCCCUCUCAAUCAUCACUUAUGACCCAGUAGAAAUGUGUGGGGGCUCAUUUUUCUGCAGAGACUCUGCCCUCUGCCUGGCUUUUAUUAUUUUCUUUGUCCAGGAUGUUUAUGGGUGUGUACCUCCACAGUGCUCAGGUGAGGUUGGGGCUUUAGAAAGAAGUAGCAACCAGAUGCCAGAUCGUAAGCAGCAGGCAUCCAAGAGACAAAGCACCAUCGCACAACAACGUAUAUAGCGAGGUGAAAUGCCAAACAAAAGUCAAUCUGGGGUCGGCUUUUACUUUCUCUAGCCAGUGUGUUUACAAAAGUAGUCGACUAUCUUGCAUAGUAUACCUUUAACAUUUUUAAAAGUGAAAAUCGAUGCAGCACAAGUAAAGAUAUUGUCCUUUUCAGUCGAUGCAAUCUUCUUUCUUGUGAAAACCUGCUGCCUAGAUUACCCACAAUGCAACUCAAUCGCUGACAAUUUGGUCUGAGAUUCAGGUGUGUUAUGUUAGUAGCGGCUAAUGUUGCCUUGAGCUGCUAGCCUCAAGCAGAGAUGAGGUGCAGGCUACAGAGAUCUGGUAAGCUCACUUUAUAGAACUCCACACCCUAAGAUCUUUUUAUGCGUCUGCACCAGCGAUAGCCGUGGUCGCCUGUACAUACGUGUAUCUCAUUCUCCUGAAGGCAAUAACUCAAGAACGCCUUGAGGGAACUUCUCCAAAUUUGGCAAUAAUAUCUACUUGGACUCAUCAAUGACCUGACUAGAAUUUGAUGGUCAAAGGUCACUGUGACCUCACAGAACAUGGUUUUUGCUAUAACUCAAGAAUUAAUCAAUUAUUCAAUUCAGUUUCACAUAUUUAAUAGAAUAAAAUAAUUAAGUGAUGACAUUCUAUAUCCAAAACGUCAAGGGUCUACUUUACUCUGACAUCAUUAUGUUCUGCAAAAACUCUUUUCUGGUCAUUACUCAUCACCUUAACUUAGAAACAGAAGCAGAGACAUUUGGACAGAUACUGAAUUAGUGACUAUAAUCAGUGUAAAGCAUGGAUGUAAACUUAACAGCAACUUGACUGCCAUACAACCCUUGAGUUGGUAAUUCUAGUUUCACACUUGCAGUUGUGCUCCGCAAGACUUGUUAACAGACGUUAAUGUGUAAAAUCAGUGGAGUUCCCCUUUAAGGAUCAGAAAAGGUAAAGUUUCUCAAAAAUGUGCCCCUUUUUUUUUUUUUUUUUUUUUUUUUUUAACUACAUUCUCAUUUUAAAUCUUAUUUAGAAUUCUCUGUCAGACCCUUCAAGAGUUUCAUAUCACUUUGUUUGAUAAAGGAAAGGUUUUCACCCAGGGAAUAACAGGUCAUAUCUAAGAUCCUUAAAAUUAUCAGUCAUAUCACUGAUUCAGUGUUCGCCAGGCUGUCAGACUCUUUUUUUUUUUCACCCUCGACAAUAAAAUGGAUGCUUCAAUUAACAAAUCAAUGGCCUGUUUCCAAAGAAGGCUUUUGCUUGUUUUUCCAUGACAAUUGGUGUACCACAGAGUCAAAUAAACAUGCAGUUAUCCUGUGA